AUGGAGAUCUGCUUGAUCCUGCUGCUGCCCAGGACCUGCCUUGUGGUACGCCUUAAGACCACACACUCGGGAGCAACCUGUGCCGCAGCGUUUGCAGACGACUUCCGGGCCCCGCCCCGCGGCACGCGAGAAUACGUGAGAAGGCGCUUCCGGUUGGCAUGUUUGGCUGGCGCAGCUACCUGGCUGGAAUGCUUGCUGGCUGGUGACAGGUCCAGGAGGAAAUCCUCAAAGAAGCGGGCUCCCAAGGCCGAACGUACAUUGGGCAGAUGCAGAGCCCAGCCUGGCCAGAAGAAGCAGGCUGGGGGCAGCCCAAGGCCUGGGUCUCCCAGGAGAAAACAGUCAGAGCACAGGAGACGCCAAGAGGAGUUGGGAGAACAUAACAGGAGCCCAGCAGAGAGGAACCGCGAGGGGAGGAGGAAAAAGGAUGGGAAGGCUUCCUUCAAGGAGCAGAGAGCACCCCCAGGGAAGGAAAAGGAGACCCCAAAGAAGGAGGAGAUGUGGAAGCACCUGAAGAAACACAGGUCAACCUCUGUGGCCUCCAGUGCCUCUGGUGGGGAGCAUCUGUCUGAGGAGGAACUGACCUGGAUCCUGGAGCAGGUAGAAGAAAAGAAGAAGCUUAUUGCUACCAUGCGGAACAAGCCUUGGCCCAUGGCAAAGAAGCUGACAGAGCUCAGGGAGGCCCAAGCAUUUGUGGAGAAGUAUGAAGGAGCCUUGGGAAAGGGGAAAGGCAAGCGGCUCUACGCCUACAGGAUGCUGAUGGCCAAGAAAUGGGUCAAAUUUAAGAGAGAUUUGGGUAAUUUCAAGACUCAAUGUAUUCCAUGGGAGAUGAAGAUCAAGGACAUUGAAAGUCACUUUGGUUCUUCAGUGGCAUCAUAUUUCAUCUUUCUCCGGUGGAUGUAUGGAGUUAACCUUGUCCUUUUUGGCUUAAUAUUUGGUCUAAUCAUAAUUCCAGAGGUACUGAUGGGCAUGCCCUAUGGAAGUAUACCCAGGAAGACGGUACCUCGGGCUGAGGAAGAAAAAGCCAUGGACUUUUCAGUCCUUUGGGAUUUUGAGGGCUACAUCAAGUAUUCGGCUCUCUUCUACGGUUACUACAACAACCAGAGGACCAUCGGGUGGCUGAGGUACCGGUUACCAAUGGCUUACUUUAUGGUGGGGAUUAGCGUAUUUGGCUACAGCCUGAUGAUUGUCAUUAGAUCGAUGGCCAGCAAUACCCAGGGAAGCACAAGCGAGGGGGAGAACGAUAACUUCACAUUCAGUUUCAAGAUGUUCACCAGCUGGGACUACCUGAUUGGAAAUUCAGAGACGGCAGACAACAAAUAUGCCUCCAUCACCACCAGCUUCAAGGAGUCAAUAGUGGAUGAACAAGAGAGUAACAAGGAAGAAAACAUCCAUCUUACAAGAUUUCUCCGCGUCCUGGCCAACUUUCUCGUCAUAUGCUGUUUGUGUGGAAGUGGGUACCUCAUUUACUUUGUGGUGAAGCGAUCCCAGGAAUUCUCCAAAAUGCAGAAUGUCAGCUGGUAUGAAAGGAAUGAGGUAGAGAUUGUGAUGUCCCUGCUUGGGAUGUUUUGUCCACCUCUCUUUGAAACUAUUGCAGCCCUGGAAAAUUACCACCCACGCAUUGGACUCAAGUGGCAGCUGGGGCGCAUCUUUGCGCUCUUCUUGGGGAACCUCUACACGUUUCUCUUGGCCCUGAUGGAUGACGUCCACCUCAAGCUUUCUAAUGAAGACAGAAUAAAGAACAUCACUCAUUGGACUCUGUUUAACUAUUACAACUCCUCGGGUUGGAAUGAAAGUGUUCCACGGCCACCCCUGCACCCUGCAGAUGUGCCCCGGGGUUCUUGCUGGGAGACAGCUGUGGGCAUUGAAUUCAUGAGGCUGACGGUGUCUGACAUGCUGGUAACAUACAUCACAAUCCUGCUAGCGGACUUCCUACGGGCAUGUUUUGUCCGAUUCAUGAACUACUGCUGGUGCUGGGACCUGGAGGCUGGCUUCCCUUCAUAUGCUGAGUUUGAUAUUAGUGGAAAUGUACUGGGUUUGAUCUUCAAUCAAGGAAUGAUCUGGAUGGGCUCUUUCUAUGCCCCGGGACUGGUGGGCAUUAACGUGCUGCGCCUGCUGACCUCCAUGUAUUUCCAGUGCUGGGCGGUGAUGAGCAGCAACGUCCCCCACGAGCGCGUGUUCAAGGCCUCCCGAUCCAACAACUUCUACAUGGGCAUCCUGUUGCUGGUGCUCUUCCUCAGCCUCCUGCCUGUAGCCUACACCGUCAUGUCCCUCCCGCCCUCCUUCGACUGUGGACCAUUCAGUGGGAAAAACAGAAUGUACGACGUCAUCCACGAGACCAUUGAAAACGAUUUCCCAACCUUUCUGGGAAAGAUCUUUGCUUUCCUCGCCAAUCCAGGCCUGAUCAUUCCAGCCAUCCUGCUGAUGUUCCUGGCCAUCUACUACCUGAACUCAGUUUCCAAAAGCCUUGCCCGAGCUAAUGCCCUGCUGAGGAAGAAAAUCCAAGCGCUCCAUGAAGUUGAGAAGAGCCAUAAGACUGUCAAAGACAGGGCCACAGUCAAAGAUUCAGGGGACAUGCUUAAAGGAAGCUCCAAAAAUGCCACCCAGCUCCAAAUCACCACAGAAGGGACCAUACCUGACUCUUCCCACCAAAGCCAGACUCCAGACAAGAAGGCACAGGGCGCUGGGACCUCCAGUUCUGCUGGCAGAACUGCACUGCCAGCCAACAGGCACAUCCCUGUAUCUCAGUCCCCUAGAGUCAGACCAGAUUCUGGCCAACCCCUACCUCAGACUCAUCCUUGGAGGUCAGCUUCCAGAAAGAGUGCACAGAGGCCGCCCCCCUGACAACUGGGACUCGCUGGAGCAUCACUUCUAAGGGUGAUCCUCAGGCCCCACUGUCUCACA
Molecule: messenger RNA, 2901 nt
Organism: Loxodonta africana (African savanna elephant)
Lineage: Eukaryota; Metazoa; Chordata; Mammalia; Proboscidea; Elephantidae
Gene: TMC2
Product: transmembrane channel like 2
Exons: 20
Coding region: 1-2841 (946 amino acids)
Biological process (GO): detection of mechanical stimulus involved in sensory perception of sound; vestibular reflex
Cellular component (GO): plasma membrane
Molecular function (GO): voltage-gated calcium channel activity; mechanosensitive monoatomic ion channel activity
Source: RefSeq, a predicted model, not a curated record